Messenger RNA from Styela clava, 3609 nucleotides. NCBI's taxonomy places the organism in Eukaryota, Metazoa, Chordata, Ascidiacea, Stolidobranchia, Styelidae. The record is from RefSeq and is a predicted model, not a curated record.
UGUAACUAAUUUUGUUCACCUAUUUUACAUCUAAGUUGUGUAAAGGGACAUAAACCUAUGGGCAGUACAUUCACUUGAAUAACAAAGACAGUACCCAAACUCGUAAUAUAACCAAAAUAAGGAAAAUUGGAGUAAAAUUAUGGCCCAACCCUAACCUGGUACACACACUAUGGGAGUACCUAUUUUUCAACAAUGAAACAUUACUAGUCAGUUUAGUAACUGGUGAAAUGCCGUUGGUACUCAGGCUCAAAUAUUUCUGAGAUUAAGAUGAUACCAAAGCAGACUAGACCUAACUUUCACAGUUAUGUAAUAUCUAUUAAUAUGUAUAUAGCAUUCAGCAUCAUUUACUAUAUUCCGUCAAUAUAUUUUAUUUUUCUCUUUGUAGUGGACAAAUCUAAAAUGGAGCUUGAGCUUAAAUGUGAUAAGAACAAUCGCAUAUGGAAGGUUUUCCAGCGACUCGACAGAUUGAGAAAAGAUAAAGAUCGUUGUGAUGUUCUAUUCAAGGUUGGAUCUAAUGAAAUCCUGGCUCAUAAGAAUGUGUUGUCUGCGAACUCGGAUUAUUUUGAUAAGAUGUUUGCGCAUGACACGAAGGAAAAUCAAUCAGGAAUAUGUGAAAUGAAAGAAGUUGAUGCAUUUUGUGUUAAAAAAUGUGUUGACUACAUGUACAGCUGUGAAAUUGCGGCUCCAUUUGAAAAACUUGGUGAUUUAUUGCAUGUUGCCACAUUAUUGCAACUUGAUGAAGUUUGUAGCGGAAUCGUGGAACUUCUUGAAACAAAUCUGAGUCCAGAAUCAGUAUUUGAAACCAGAAAAGUUUCCAAAAUGUUCAGUCUGACAAAUCUUGAAGAAAUAUGCAACCAAUUCAUUUUGGAUAAAUUUGAAGAAAUCUCAAAGGUCGAUGAUUUUGGUUUGCUUGUUAAAAAGGAAUUUGUAAACAUGAUAAAAUCAGAAGAAUUAAAAGUUUCAGAGGAUGUGAAGCUCAAUGCUGUAUUCAACUGGAUUAAGUUUGAUUCCAGAAGUCGUAAAAAAUUUGCAGACGAUCUGAUUGGAUUGGUUGAUUUAUCCAAACUGUCUCUUGGGUAUCGCAGACAUGUCAUCGCUAAUGAAGAUAUUGUCAGGAAAAAUGCUGAUUGUCUGUUCAAAUUCAGCAUGUCUGUGAUGGACUUUAUGAAUAUUACGCCAUCGAGCGUUGCUGAAAGUACGAGCAAAGAAGGCAUUGUCGUUUUUGAUGGAAAAUCUGGCUACUUGCAUUGUUAUAAUCCUGAAAACAACUCAUGGUUUCAAAUGCAAGAGAUGAAUGAAGAAAUGACGGAUGAAUGUUUCUCGGCUGUUUCUGUUGAUGACUUUAUUUAUGUUUUGAUGGAAAACAAGGCUGUUUACAGGCUCAAUUAUCUUGAUGAAGAUGCCACCUGGGAGAAAAUGGCUGAUAUGCUUGAAGAUCAUGGCCAGUAUCCACCAGCUGUUGUUUUGAAUAACAACAUUUAUGUUAUCGGGAGUUUUGAUGUAUAUUUAUAUAAUGAUAUUGAUGCUGUUGAGAAGUAUGAUCCCGAUUCAAACAUAUGGACAAGACUAAACAAUAUGUCACAACCGUUGGAUGGAUCAGGAUUGACAGUUUUUCCAAAAAGGAUUUGCUAUUUUGGGGGCUCCACAUCUGGACAGUUACUAAAUAUAGUCAAUCAGUUUGAUGCUGAAGCGGAUGUUUGGAAAAUAGUCGGUCAUAUGCCUGAGAAAAUGUCCAAGGUUGCAGUUGUAACAGUUGAUGAAAGUAUUUAUAUUCUUGGUGGCCUUGUUGAUGAUGAUGAUGAAGAUUGCUUCCAAUCCAUCAAAGCAGUUUGGCGAUUUGAUCCAAUAAGUAAUCACUGGCAAUCUCUAAAUCCAAUGCUUGUUGCUAGAUGUUGGUUUCAUGCCCAUGCAAUUGAGGGUUUUAUUUAUGCUGUUGGAGGAUGGCACAAACGUGAUAGUUUUGAAAAAUACAACAUUGCAAAGAAUAAAUGGGAGCUGAUUGCGAUACCAGAUGAAAUGAAAUUCAUGAUCCAGGAUUCAGUGAAAAUUAAAUUGAAAAACUAACUUUCUCAUCUUUAGCAUGAACUCGCGGGCCAAAAUGCUGUCUGCAAGGAAAAAUUGUGCGGCCCAAGAAGAAGUGCCAAUUUUAAAUGUUUGUGCCCGCGAAAUGAGUUUUUAGUUAGGUUAAAAUGGUACAGGCGAGAAAUUACAAUUUCGUUGGGCCUUUGCAUUGCGAAGCCUAUACCAGCACCUGAAUGCCACUGUUAUAUUAGCAAAACUGGUUAGCCAGAACUUGUUGCAAAAUACACAAUGUUAUAAAAACGUAUUUCUCACUAAAUUUGUUUGAAAUCUGAGUGACAAUAAAUUUGAAUAGCAAUUUUCUUCAGAGGUUUACGCGUGUUCAUUCAUCAUUUCUGCAAGAACCCCAACAAUGUCAUAAGAUCAAUAACAAAAAGAAACAAAUUAUUGUGCGUGCAACUACUAGAAAGGCUAUGUUAAAUAAAGGUGCAGCUCGCCACCACCAGUUACUUGUAUUUGGCACUCCCGUAGUAAAGGUUUGCCCUUAUUCAUUGUACAAAAUAUUGGCAUUUCUUCUCCAAUAGGUCUUUAUAACAGCCAUGAAAUAGUGAAGUAAAGUAAUCAGAGUUUUAAUUACAUAUUAAUUAUUAUUUUUUUCUUAUAGACUGGUGUAUGCUUUAUGCACACUGCAGAGCUCAAAUUGCGAUCAAAGUUCUCUGGCGAUUAUAGUUGUAUUUUCAUUAUGAAUUAACUGUCCUUGAAAAGUUUAUUAUAUGAAUAAAACAUUUAUAAAUUAUUCUUCCUAUUGAACAUUUAUUUAUCUUAAUUUAUAUAUUAUGCAAUAUUUUCAAUCCUAAUCACGUAUCUAUUCUACUGUAUUCACUUUGAUAAGUUGACCACUGUUUUAGAGGUUUUCAAAACCACCUCUGGUAAUCACUUGAGUGAAUCUAUUACGAAGUUGAGUAAUAUUGCUGUUAUCACACCCUCAAAAAUUUAUAGGGGCUCAAUUUUCAUUGUAAUUUUUUAUCUGCAAUAUAUUUAGUAAAAUUAUGAUUUCAUUUGCUGCUGUGUUUUAAUGGUUCGAAUGCCGCCUAUUUUACAAAUGUGUGUUCCAUUUAGUUUUGUCCUAAUUCUAUAUACCGUAUGUCAAUGUGCAAUGUUUUAAUCAGCACUGUUUUAUAUGUUUAAAUUUUGAGGUACCGGUAUAUUAUUCGGUGCUCCAGAAGUGUGUGUACCAAUAUGGAUGUAACUAAUUUUGUUCACCUAUUUUACAUCUAAGUUGUGUAAAGGGACAUAAACCUAUGGGCAGUACAUUCACUUGAAUAACAAAGACAGUACCCAAACUCGUAAUGAAACCAAAAUAAGGAAAAUUGGAGUAAAAUUAUGGCUUAACCCUUACCUGGUACACACACUAUGGGAGUACCUAUUUUUCAACAAUGAAACAUUACUAGUCAGUUUAGUAACUGGUGAAAUGUCGUUGGUACUCAGGCUCAAAUAUUUCUGAGAUUAAGAUGACACCAAAGCAGACUAGACCUAACUUCACAGUUAUGUAAUAUCUAUCAAUAUGUAUAUAGCAUUCAGUAUCAUUUA